Somion occarium is the source of this 1256-nucleotide messenger RNA. The record is from the annotation of a GenBank genome assembly. Lineage: Eukaryota; Fungi; Basidiomycota; Agaricomycetes; Polyporales; Cerrenaceae.
GUUCGGUCGACGUUGAGUCUAAUGGCGGGUUUCGAGUGCUGAAUUUGCGACGAACUCGGAAAACACUGAACAGCACCAGAGAAGUGUCACGCGUCACAGAGCUCAACUCGACUGUCACACCGAGCUUCUGCUGAGCUAGACUUGUUCAGUACACUCAUCUCGAAAUAUCUCGCAAUGUCUGCCAGAGGACGCUCGACUUCCCCGCACCCUUUACACGAUGCAGACAUCGACAUGGAAAACGGAAAGCCCGAAAACACAACUGCCAAAGUUGUCAUUGUCACCAACCUCACACGGAAUGUAGUCGAGACACAUCUCCAAACCAUAUUCAGCUUCUAUGGCGAUAUCGUCAAAGUAGACUUACCAGUCUACGGAAAAUCGGGUCAGAACAGAGGGAAAGCUGCACUAGAGUAUGCUGAGCCAACCGGCGCGCAAAAGGCUGCUUCACACAUGAAUGGCGGACAAUUGGAUGGUGCGAUACUCAAAGUCGAACUCUCAGACCUUCCCAUACGCUCGCGUUCUCGAUCACCGCGACCAGGUCGUGGACGCAACGGAAAGGGACGUUCGCGUUCCUAUUCUCCGUCCCGAUCUCGUUCGCCUCCUGCAAGAGCAUAUGGAAGAAGGGAUCGCUUUGACCGUGGCGAUACCUACAGGGCACGGCCUUAUGGCAGAAGGGGACCACCAGUACGAGACACAUACCGACCGUACUCGCGUUCUCGUUCCCGUUCGCGAACACGAUCGCGGUCCCCGAUUAGAAGAGGAGAUAGGUUACCUAGGCGGAGAUCGCCAAGUUAUGAAAGAGGAGGCACGGGAUAUCGAAGGGGCCGUACACGGUCAAGAAGCUAUUCAGUACGCUCAAGCCGGUCAAGAUCACCCAGCCGUUCCCCUCGUUCGCGCUCGCGUUCAUCUUACUCAUCCUACUCGCGCUACUCACGUAGUAGAAGCCGUUCUCGGUCGGUCAGUCGUGCCAGGAGGAGUCAUAGCAGGGAUGAUAUUCGGGAUAGCAGAUCCAGGUCACCUCGAGAUUAGGUUUUCUUUCUGUUGCUUUUCUUUUUGAUAUUCCAUGAUAUCUCUGGCGGACUGCUCUACUAUUAUGAAAAGUAUCCUGUGUAUUCCAAUCUUACCACCUCGUGUAUACUAUACAGAUUCGUUCAUGGGGGGUAUGUCAGUCACUAGUGGUAGAAUCGUCAUCCGCCAGGAAGGGCCUGCAUAACGUAGCGUAAGUAUUAGCGUUAGAAGUGAAUUCAAUGCGUUCCACU